UAGGUUGACGUUUUAUUCAUAAAUUAAUUAACAAAUAAAGGUUACCGAGCGCAAUAAUCAAAAUUUCAUUUAUCUAUAUAAGUAACAUUAAUUCUCCAACAAUUAACGUUUCAUAUUUCAAACGUCUUUUGGAAGUUUAAUUACGAAAGCUUCUAUUAAGUAAGCUUAAGCUUAAGCCAAGUCAUUAAACCAUAAUUUUAAAGAUUGGAAGAAAACGUUUACUGUGCAUUACGUCGCAAAAAACCUACAAAAUGUUUUAGGAUUUAUCAGUCUUGCAAAAUAAGCGUCGAAGAAAAGAAACGUAUAACUUGGAUAGAAAAAUGAUUUCAGGUAUUCUAUAUGUUUUGCAUUUAAUGCUCAUUGUAAGCGCCUAUGGAAGCUUCGACCAAGAUGUCAAUUGGAGUAGUGCUACAUCUUUUCAUGAUUUUCAUGCUCGAGAUCUUUACGGAAACAAUGUUUCUCUUGAAAAAUACCGUGGCCAAGUUGUUAUUGUAUUCAGUGGAGCAACUCGCUGUCCAGUUUCUGCUAAAAACUUCAAACAAUUGCAGGCGUUGUAUGACAAAUAUAAUACAGAUGGUUUAAGGAUUGUAACGUUUAUAGUUGACGGAUUAGCCAAAAAUUCCGGUACUGCAACAGAAAUACAGGAGUAUAUAAAAAGUAUUAACACUCCUUUUGAUGUAUAUGAAAAAAUUGUUUAUGAUGGUGACAACGCCCAUCCUUUGUAUAAGUGGAUAAAAUUACAACUUCCAAAUCAGGAAAAAAUUCAGGUAUCUUCAAAAAUUUUAAUUGAUAAAGAUGGUAAAGUCGUUGACAAAUAUCCUGCCACGGGUCCCUCGGAUUUGGAAGGCGCAAUAAAACAAUAUCUUUAAAUGUAAUAUCUCUAGAUUCUAGUAGAAAUAAAAUAAAAUCAGCAUAAUGAGUAUGUAGAAAUAAAUAUUCUGUAUAAUAUUUUGUAUAUUAUUUUCUUACUGAACUAUGAACUUCCAAUUAAUCAACAAUUGUGAACCAGAUAGCAUAGACAAUUCUACUUCAAUAAAAAAUGGUCCUAUUAUUAAAAGAUAAAUAUUAUUAGUAACCACUGUUGACUUUUCAUUGAGCGUUUACAAACGAUGUAUGAAGCGCAUAUUAUUAAUAAAUUAUAUUGAUAGCAAAAUUACAUGAGAAAGUUAUAAGUACAAUCGAUUUGGUACUCUGUAUGGAAAGUUUUUCAUUUCAACCAUUAUUCCAUCAUAAUGAAACAGAUCACGUACAUACUUCAUGAUUUAGAAUUACACUGAUUAUACAAUCAAUUCUAUGAAUAAAUUAACCCCAAACGUUCAUGCAAAGGGGUUUUUGUGAAAGAUAUUUAAUUUUAAUUCUAGAUUGAACCUUAUCAUAAUCAAAAUAUACACAAAUAAAAAUACAUGUCAAAGUAUUAUAAUUCGUCGUAUAAAAUUUAAGUUAUAAAAUAUAUAGGGCUACACGAGUAUGAAGUUUUCAAAUCAGAUAACAUUUUGUUAUUUCCGAUCCAUAAAUAAUCCACAAAUAAAUUAAACAAAUUCUCUAUAUCAAACUUAUAAAAUUAAUAAAAAAAUUUGAUGACAUAUAAUAAGAUUUUACUCU
Molecule: messenger RNA, 1602 nt
Organism: Phymastichus coffea
Lineage: Eukaryota; Metazoa; Arthropoda; Insecta; Hymenoptera; Eulophidae
Product: phospholipid hydroperoxide glutathione peroxidase-like
Exons: 2
Coding region: 321-869 (182 amino acids)
Biological process (GO): response to oxidative stress
Molecular function (GO): glutathione peroxidase activity
Source: RefSeq, a predicted model, not a curated record